UGAAAAACUUUUGGAAGAAGAAAAAUUUGCUAAUUUUUUUUACAUUUUUGACCAUACACUUUCGAAGAAAUGAUAAUUUUUGAUUAUGUAUUUAAACGAUACCUGGUUAAUAGUGCAAUUUCCUAUAUUUGAUUUUAAAUUUCGGGACUGAAAACUCGACUUAUGCAUGAAUGAAAUAUCCUAACAUUAGUUAAACAUGGUAUCUGAUGGAGAUUGAUAAUAUGAAUAUUAAAUGUUGAUAUGUCAGUAUUUCCAAAUAAGUUUUUUUGUUAAUUAUAACACACUGCCUCAAAGUAAGCUAUUUUGUUCUUCACUCUCGUACUUUACCUGAAAUAAGUUUAAAUGUUUAGCGAUGACAUUUUGAGGUCUUAUUUACGUGUUCUUUGAUUAUAUACCCAAGGUUUUUCCUUGCUUCUCUAGUUGAGACUUCGCAUUUAUUAUAAAAUUUAAGAAAAAAACGCUGACAUGUCAUAAUAUCAUUGUUAGGCAUUUAACGGACUACCUCAGUAAUGGAACAUAAAUUGACAUUCAAUCGUAUUUUUUUGCUAGAGUGAUUUUCACUUGUUGAAGUACGUGGACUUGCUUUUUGUGCAUGUUGAUCUGUAAAAUACCACAAGGCUGUGUGUUGAUCUGUAAAAUACCACAAGGCAAUCAAAUUAAUCUUGAAACCAAAAAUAUACAUAAUUGGGAUCAAAAACUGCCAAUUGAUUUUUGUCUAGUUUAAUGUUAAUACAGUGGUACCUGUAACUGGGUGUCUGCCAGAUCUUAAAAACUUUGAAUAUCCAUCAUUCUUCAUAAAAAAAUCAUGGAAUAUAAAUACUACGAGUCUUAAAUUUCCUAAUGUACACCGUUUUAUAAACAUACACGUGAGCACAACGUGGCUGAAAAUGUCCAAAAUAAAAAUAUAUUUAUGAGCUUACCGCCACCCUGGAAAAUAUAUAUGGAUAUUAUUAUAGGCUUAAGCUUGCUCUUAAAAAAAAACAAUUUGCCAUUUUUCAGACUUUAAGUGAUAUCGUUUUUGUUGAGUUUGAAAAAAGCCGGUUUUAAACCGACAAAAUUUUGUUGCUCGUAGCUAGGUGAAAAUGUGGAACACGUAUUGACGGUUUAAAAGGUUGCGUGUUUAAGCGUACAUGCGCGCGUGAGGUACAAAAUGACAUCGACUAGCCGUCAUUUUUGUUUAUCUUGAUUUCGCGUGCACUUAAACCAGAACUCGAGUUGUCCCAGUGGGUAAUGUCUUUGCAACCUUGUCCCCAGGACCCCUUUUCGCUUUGUCUUGGGAACGAGGUUACUCUUUCUGGCGUUUUUAUUAUUUUAGUUACUGAAAAAUUUUAUGCAGAACGUAGACUGUGUUAAAGUGUUUGAAUCACUGUUGUAAAUGUAGGUCCUUUGUUGUAAUGUAUAGACUAGAGACGUACAUCGGUAUUGCCUAUCCAAUUUCCCCCAGGCAUAAGUUGACCGGUAGCUGUGGCUGGAUCGAGCCACCGCUCUAUGAUUAUGAAAUCACGGAAACACACGCGGCACAUAAAGUCCCGGUUGUCAAAUUGCGACUGGUCUUUAAGAUAAUUUUAAAAUUUCCACUCACUUUCGGCUUUUUCAAAACAUUUAAACAUAUUUCCGGCAAAUUGUUAAUGAAUACUUGUUUUCACGCUCAGUGAGUUUAACGUAAACAAUCACCCGCAUUUGAAAGCUCUGCAACAAUCACACUCGGUAUGAAAAAACCUGAGCAGUAUUAUAGACGAACAAAAAUCAAAUAUAUAAUAGUCAAGAACAUAUAACAAAAGACAUGUUAACAAGCUAGUAUAUGUUGGAAGAAAUUUAAAAUAAUAGCAAACAUGAACACUAAGAUGAUUCCUGUAUCAUCUUACUACAAGCGUAUGUUCCUUCUGUUAGUAUUUUCAUUACAAUUCGUCCACUCAUCGUACCAUGUUUACCCCAGUAGCAACAAGCAGCACAAGCGUAGAUACUUAUCAGAUUCUGGCUUCAAGAAAGUUAAGAGGUACCUGUAUAGGAAAUAUAUAGAAGCGCAUAAAGAAGACCAACCAUAUUCUGGCAAAUAUUUUUCAAAUACGUGGGCUGUUCAUGUGGACCCACCAACAAAAGAGGUAGCGGAUCGCGUAGCAAAGAAGCAUGGUUUUAUUAACAUAGGAAAGAUUGGUAAUAUUCCAGGUCAUUAUCAUUUUAAACAUAUCGAUAUUGCUGAAAAGCGUGACACUAUAGCUAGACAUAAAACAAACUUGCUAGAACAAGAAGAUAAUGUAAGGUAUGCGGUUCAGCAAAAAAUAUUAGAACGUUUUAAAAGGGAUGAAAUUCCUACUGAUCCUUAUAUAAAAGAUAUGUGGUACAUUUUAAAUACUGGUCAAGCUAGUGGUCCAGCUGGUGUAGAUAUGAAUGUAGUUCCCGUAUGGAAAAAUAAUAUAACCGGAAAAGGAGUAGUUAUUUCCGUUUUAGAUGAUGGACUUGACAGGACGCAUCCAGACUUAGAAGCAAAUUACGAUGCGCAAGCCAGUUCUGAUUUAAAUGACAACGAUAACGACCCGAGUCCCCGGGACAGUGACCCCGAUAAUUGCCAUGGUACCAGGUGUGCAGGCGAGGCGGCCGCGGUAGCGAAUAAUGGGGUUUGUGGUGCCGGUGUGGCGUACAAUGCUAAAAUAGGAGGAGUUCGUAUGUUGGAUGGUCAAGCCACUGACGCUUUAGAGGCGAGUGCUCUUGGAUUUCGAGGAGAUCACAUUGAUAUUUAUAUAAAUUGUUGGGGACCAAAAGACGACGGGAAAACUUUCGGAAAACCGGGGCCAAUGGCCGCAAAAGCGCUUCGCCUAGGUGCUGAAAAGGGUCGAAAUAAUCUCGGCUCGAUAUUCGUAUGGGCCACAGGAAACGGAGGUUUGACUGACGACGAUUGUAAUUGUGAUGGUUAUACCACAAGUAUUUUCACUAUCUCUAUCGGUUGCAUUGGUGACCACGGGUUGUCAGCUUAUUAUACAGAAAAGUGCUCAUCAACAUUAGCGGUUACUUUCAAUGGUGCUUCGCAUAAAGAAGGACACGAAAAUAAAAUGGUAACGACGGAUCUUUAUCAUCAAUGUACGGAAGAAUUUAAAGGUACUUCAGCAUCAGCCCCUCUCGCAGCAGGUCUUAUUGCACUCACACUAGAAGCUAAUCCCAAACUAACAUGGAGAGACGUACAAGCUAUUAUCGUCACUACUGCACAACUGACUUCACCAGUGGAUGAAGGGUGGAAAAAGAAUGGAGCCGGUUUUCAUUUUAAUCACAAGUUUGGUUUCGGCCGACUUGAUGGACUAGCCAUGGUGAAUGCAGCUAAAUCAUGGGUUAACUUGCCACCACAAACAAAAUGCACGGCGGCGUCUGGCUUCGACCACCAAGACAUACCGCGUGGAAGAUCAUUGACAGUUAAUGUACCAACUGUAGCCUGCGCAAGUACAUCUGCGCAAGUUGUAAAAGUGGAACAUGUAGUUCUUACCAUAAGUUUUGUACAUAGACGUCGUGGUGACGUCAGUAUUGAUUUGAUGUCACCGAAAGGGACUUGGAGUCAAAUGUUGAGCACACGAAAGUAUGACGAUUCUGAUGAAGGUUUAGAUGAGUGGAAUUUCAUGACUGUUUACAACUGGGGCGAAGAUCCUUCAGGUCUGUGGAAAUUAAAAAUCACUGAUAAUCCCAAUCAAGAAGAUGGGAUUGGUAACUUGUUUGGUAGUGACGGUGAUAAUGAUGUUGAGUCCUUAGAAGAGCAGGUUAUAGACACACAAACGAAGUUAAAGAAAGCACAGUGGGACGCCCGACGUAAACAGGAACCCUUUUUCGAUGCGCCCUAUCCUACUGGAGUGCGCAAAAACAAUGUCGCAUACGGAGUUAAACCUGGUGAGCAAACUGAGACGAAUGUUAACAAUGUCGACCAAGAUCGGAUCGAAUACGAUCGAAGUCAUAUUCCACUCGACCGUACAAGUCCGCGCUUUAAUCUCCCUGAGGAACUUUACUCGAAGUAUGCGAGUGUGCCUCGCGAUAAUGUUCCCGAAGAGAAACCAAGUUAUGAGCAAUACACUGUUCCAAUGAAAAAAGGAACUCUAGCUGUGUUCGAUGAGAAGGCUAAUGACGAAAAUAUUGACUUUAACAGUGUCCCUGGAGGCAGUAAUAGCCAGUACACAGAUGACAUUCCACCACAAGAUGAUGAUGAAGAUCCUGCAAGGGAGAAAAGAGAUUUAUUUGAAGACGAAAAACGAGCUAUAUUCGAUUACUAUAACAAUAUAAGGAAAAAGGCAGCGGUCUACGGUAGAAAAAAAAGUGAUAAAUACAAGAAGGUUCAAGUGCAGGAGGAAGAAACGGGAGUGCAACGCGUACAGGUGAAUGCGGGUUACGAGAACCCGCGCAUUGCGUGUGAAAGUGGCUACAACUCGUGUUCCGGUGUUGUUUUGAAAUGGGUGCUAACGCUUUAUGGUACAGGCGAAUAUUCGAAUAAUGUUUGAGUAAUUAAUAUUUUUUUAGCGAAUCAUAAAUUCAUACUUUUGUGAAAUAGAUUUAUUUUAGUUUUUGUUAAAUCUUUUUUCCCGUAAUUAUUUACGGAAAGCUAUUUUGGUACUAUAUUUUUUUUAAUUAAAAUUAAGACUAUGUUUCCAUUAGACGAUAGACGUUGCGUCGCAGAGUAAAAGUGAAUAGGAUAGGUGUUUUGUUUCGGAUAGCUUUCACUACGCUCCUGUUUCGAAAGAGACAUAACAUGCACAACAUAUGGGAAUUGUGAUGAAGGAUUUUUGAAUUGGAACAGAAAAAAGUCACACAUUGACAUGAACUUAUACCGAAAAUUUUCUAUCUUUUUUCAAGCUAUCUUUUUUUUUGAAUGACGAACGAAAUAAAAUUGCGAGAAAAAAAGACAUUCCUAUUGGUUAUGUUUUCUCAACUCGCAUUACAAAUUUUGUUUGCACAAUUUCCUGUCCACGCAUUUUCCAUUAUGCUAAGAAAAAUUGUUAGAAUUUUAAAACUUCAACGUAACGCUAAGUGUGUAAUGGAAACAUGGUCUAAGAUGGGUCAAGUUAAAAACACAAAGGCUAGAAGCGUUCUUCACGGAACGUAAAACUACACAAAUAAAUACGCGAAAUUAUAAAUCAAUUAUAUAUUUUAAAAUUACAUUUAAAAAAUAAUAGUUUCGAGUGACUAUACUAAAUAUAGGUUGCAUAUGCCAUAUAUGGGCAUGUUACAUAUACCAUAUAUGGGCACAUUGCAUUUUUAACAUUUACCUAUCUCUCCACGCCACCUCUGAAGGUGAAAAUAUCAAAAAAUAUAAAAGUAAAUUCACAUUAUAUACCAUUAAAACUUAGCUAACUAUGUUCUCCUUCGCUGAGGGUGUUAUAACCAGCUUACCACAGUGUAUUUUAAAAGUUGCAUUAAAGCACCCUCAGCGGAGAAGAUCAAAAUAAAUUUUGCUUGAUUAGUCAGCUUUAUUUUAUAUCUGCAUUCACAAACGUCGACUGUAUAUAUAAUACACAUUCGAAGAAAAAUUUAUUGAAGA
Molecule: messenger RNA, 5506 nt
Organism: Hydractinia symbiolongicarpus
Lineage: Eukaryota; Metazoa; Cnidaria; Hydrozoa; Anthoathecata; Hydractiniidae
Product: PC3-like endoprotease variant B
Exons: 14
Coding region: 1833-4469 (878 amino acids)
Biological process (GO): protein processing
Cellular component (GO): Golgi membrane; trans-Golgi network
Molecular function (GO): serine-type endopeptidase activity
Source: RefSeq, a predicted model, not a curated record